AUGAUGGCAAAAAAGCAAGAUGCCCGGUCGCCCCUCUACAACCUGAUUGUGGUGGGUUUGUCUGGAACAGAGAAGGAGAAAGGCCAGUGUGGGGUGGGGAAGUCCUGCCUGUGCAAUCGCUUUGUGCGGCCCAGUGCUGACGACUUCUACCUGGACCACACAUCAGUCCUCAGCACCAGUGACUUUGGAGGCCGAGUCGUGAACAAUGAUCACUUUCUGUUUUGGGGGGAGGUGGGCCGCGUUACGGAGGAGGGGCCUGAAUGUCGGAUGCAUGUGGUGGAGCAGACUGAAUUUAUUGAUGACCAGACAUUUCAGCCACAUCGCAGCACGGCGAUGCAGCCUUAUAUCAAACGGGCCGCCACAACUAAACUGGCUUCCGCAGAGAAGCUCAUGUACUUUUGCACGGACCAGCUGGGUCUGGAGCAGGACUUUGAGCAGAAACAAAUGCCUGAAGGAAAGUUGCAGGUCGAUGGAUUCUUGCUCUGUGUUGAUGUGAGCCGUGGCAUGAACAGGAACUUUGAUGACCAGUUGAAGUUUGUCAGUAACUUGUACAGUCAGCUGAGCAAGUCCAAGAAACCAAUAGUUUUGUUGAGCUGGUCCGGGGUGCAGAAGGUCCUGGAGUCAAAGCCGCACUUUGCUCACUGGUUUGUUGUGUUGGAAGAUUCUCCGUGGGAGGACACAUCCCACAUCGACAACAUGGAGGACGAGAGGAUCCCCUCAGACCUUCUGGAGACUGGGGAGGCAGAAGACAUUUUUAACGCCCACCUAGAACACCUGCGUAAUGAGUGCAGACGAGCAGAGAUCCGAAUGCAGUUCAGACAUAGGUUAAUGUCAUCUCCGUUUGUCACACCUGGAAAACCGUGGGAAGAGGCUCGCAGCUUCAUCAUGAAUGAAGAGUUCUAUCAGUGGCUGGAGGAGCCAGAGUACUUGGACCUGUACAACCGGCACCAGAAAGAGAUUAUAGACAGAGCAAAGGAAGACUUCCAAGAGCUCUUACUUGAGUACUCUGAGCUUUUUUAUGAGCUUGAGGUGGAUGCUAAACCGAGCAAAGAAAAGAUGGGUGCCAUUCAGGAGCCUGUCCCUGAGGCAGACCUUCGCAUUGUCAUGUGUUUGAUGUGUGGAGACCCCUACGAUAUAGAGCAGCUCCUGUCUCCUUUUCUGAUGCCUCAGCACUGCAGGCCUAUGUCCGGCAGUGGUACCUCUGUCAUACUAGAGCAGACAGUGGGUGGACACAAGCUGGCUAUAGAGAUGUCAGUGCUGUCAUAUCAUGCCUCGUUCACUCUAAGAAAGAGCAGGUUGGUCCAUGGCUACAUGGCAGUGUACUCUGCCUCCCGUAAGGCCUCCCUGGAGACUCUGUGUGCGUUUCUCUGUGAGGUUCAGGACAUUAUCCCAGUACAAAUCUUGGCUGUGGGCGAUAGCCAGGCACAGCUCACAGACAGUGACUAUGUUGGCGAGCAGCUCGUCGCAGGAGAGGAGCUGGCCCAUGAGAUUGAGGGCCGCUUCAAUACUCUGGUGUGUGGCUCUGGGGGCAUAGUGGGGGGUCUGCACAGAAUAGAAAUGUUUCACUCUUUCCUCAUGGAGGUGGUGGAGAAACGUAACAUUGUGGAGGCCACUCACAUGUACGAUAAUGUUGCCGAAGCUUGCACCGGUGAAAACGUGUAUUCCCCACGCUGCAGCUCGCCCAGCCCUGUCACUAUGUACCUGGACUCAGAGGAUGAUGUGGAGCCGUCUCCACCAUACUAUGAUGGCACGCUCACAUCCCACGGAGGAGGCUUCAACAUUCCCGACAUGGAUUCAAGUGACAUUUCUGUCAUAUCUGAUAUUAGGGACUUUGAAAACAAACUCAACAACAAAGUGCCAGCCCAAGUUCGAGUGAAACCUGGCGUUACAUUUGACUUUCGUAAAAUGAGCAGAAACCCAUACAUUGACACACUUGGUCAUCGGCGUUCUCUGCCCUCUGCAGUCACCUGGGUUCCAGGGGGAGAUGUUGGCUAUGAUCCAUCCGACUACGCUGAACCUUUGGACGCUGUCUCAAAGCCUCGUCUCAGCAACGAAGAGAUCAUCUACUCUGUUCCCCAUGACAGCACACAGGGUAAAAUAAUCACUAUCCGCAACUCCAACCGGAUGCACUCCAAUGGAAAUGGCUCGGACAGUGAAGCUGACAGCAGCUCACUAGAAAGAAGGAGAAAGUUCUCUGCUAUUGGAGUUAAGCCCCGCCUUUACCGCGAUCGCUCCAAGAGGCUCGGAAAAUUUAGCAGCUUUCGCACGAGCUUCAUUGGCAGCGAUGAUGAGAUGGGGGCUCUACCAAAGUCCAAGGAGGAAGACUAUGGGACCCUAAAAAGCGACAGUCUUGUUGAGGAGAUUGAAGAUCCCAAAAAAAGGAACAUAUUGAAGAGUCUGCGGCGGACAGCCAAGAAAACAAGAGCAAAACCUCGUCCUGCCAUUCCCAAACCUAUAGAGAGUUGCUACUUUGGGGUCCCACUUGCGAGUGUGGUGUCUCCUGACAGACCAAUCCCUCUCUUCAUUGAGAAGUGUGUCAGAUAUAUUGAGACUACAGGCCUCAACACAGAAGGAUUGUACCGAGUGAGUGGAAACAAGUCUGAAAUGGAGAGUAUGCAAAAGCAGUUUGAACAGGACCAUGGAUUAGAUCUGGUGGAAAAAGACUUUGCCAUCAACACUGUAGCCGGAGCCCUCAAGAGCUUCUUCUCGGAGCUGCCUGAGCCGCUGGUGCCUUGUGCUCUGCAGGUGGACCUACUGGAGGCGUUCAAAAUUAAUGACCGAGAACAGAGGCUGUACACCAUGAAGGAUGUCCUGAGGAAGUUCCCCAGGGAGAACUAUGAUGUCUUCAAAUAUGUUGCAAGUCACUUACACAAGGUGAGCCAGUUGAGUAGGCUGAACCUGAUGACUAGUGAGAAUCUUUCCAUCUGCUUCUGGCCCACGCUGAUGAGACCAGAUUUCACCACUAUGGACGCUCUGACUGCCACUCGCACCUACCAGACAAUCAUAGAAACCUUUAUCCACCAGUGCGCAUUCUUCUUCUACAACCAGCCCCUCAUCGACUCCCCCACUGGGCUCGGAGGACUGCCCGCCUCUCCCACCACUGCCCUGACCUCAGCCUACACCUGUUACCGCUCCUCUCCCCCUCACAGCGGCGCGCACUUCAGCCCGCUGCAGCAGUCUCCCCCCACCACGCCCCAGUCUCCCCUCCAGUCCCUUCUGCCCCCACUGCACCAGCAACCUCACCCCCACCACUCACCGGCCGAACAGGAGACACUGUGA
Messenger RNA from Knipowitschia caucasica, 3279 nucleotides. The record is from the annotation of a GenBank genome assembly. NCBI's taxonomy places the organism in Eukaryota, Metazoa, Chordata, Actinopteri, Gobiiformes, Gobiidae.